Molecule: messenger RNA, 961 nt
Organism: Seriola aureovittata
Lineage: Eukaryota; Metazoa; Chordata; Actinopteri; Carangiformes; Carangidae
Exons: 2
Coding region: 44-589 (181 amino acids)
Source: RefSeq, a predicted model, not a curated record
UGGGGACAGCCAUAAAGCUUGAGGGGAAUAGCUGAAAACCAAGAUGAAGAAGACAGGGAUGCUUGUCCUCUGUGUGCAUUUGACCUUCAUGUUACUGGGCAGCACUGAGGGAAACCAGUCACCCACUUGCGCCAACUGUUCAACUACAACAAUAACAGUAAGCUCAAUGACCACCGGACCUCCAUCGGCCACGACACCGCCCAGCAGCACCUCCACCCAUGUAGCCUCCAGCAGCUACACCAGCACUACUGUAACCACAAGCCCGACUCCCACCACCUCCUCCCCCUCCCCCUCCUCCACCCCCCCCUCCUCCUCCUCCUCCUCCCCCUCCCCCUCCUCCACCACCACAUCCUCGUCCUCCACCCCCACCUCCACCUUAGCCGUCACCUCAACCUCCACAACUACCACUGCUGCGUCAAACAAGACCACAACGACCUCUGGAUCAACUCAAAACUCUACAACCAAAUCAUCCACCACGCAGAGUGUUGGGACUUCAACGCCGACAGCAGGGUCUGCUGCUUUGUUCGGGUGCUACAGUCAACUGCUGGUGCCUGUCAUUUCCAUCCUCAUCUACAGCGCAGAGGGCUGAAAGUGUACAACCUCCACCUAAGGGACUUUUGUCCUUUAUAUUAAAUCCAUAAUUCCUCCUAUGUAUUAAGGGAAAAGUUCACAGAUUCACCUUUCCUCAAUAUAAAUGUUUUGAUUUUUGACUCUCGGAGCCUCUUAUUUAAUGGCUCAUGCUAUGACUGUCACACAUUUAGCAUACUAAUGUUAUGAAGUGCUUUGUUUGCACUGAGCUCUUUUCCACUUUUACCAAGACUUCCCCACACAGUCUCUAUAUAUGAUGUGUAACCCCAUGCUUCAAAUGUUAAAACUAUAUUUCACAAAAUACUUAAUGUAAACAGUGGCUAUGAAAUUUCUCUGGAUUUUUGUGGCAAAUAAAAAGGUAAUUGAACUGGCA